Dissoconium aciculare CBS 342.82 is the source of this 486-nucleotide messenger RNA. RefSeq lists its product as uncharacterized. Lineage: Eukaryota; Fungi; Ascomycota; Dothideomycetes; Mycosphaerellales; Dissoconiaceae. The transcript has a single exon. The coding region runs from base 1 to 486 and encodes 161 amino acids. The record is from RefSeq and is a predicted model, not a curated record.
AUGUCGACACAGCAGCUGCCGAAGCAGUCGCCUACCACCUCAGAUGCCGAAAAAUAUGCCCAGGCGAUGCGCGCCGCCGCUGUUCUGGCGGUGGUAGCCUGUCCCGUCGUCGCCCUUUUACCUCCUCGCAAACUCGACUUCUACACAGUUGGAUUAAUAGGGACAACGGUGUAUGGUGCAAAUCAUCUGACCCGGGACUACACCGGACGUUCGCUAUGGCAACACGCUACGCGACAGCAGCGCGAAUCGCCUGGGCAAGCUGUGCCGGGCAGCCUCGUGGGUCAGCUUCAAACUCAAGCUCGGGGUGCUCAGAAUGUUGAAGCACCGGUUGGCACUUUGGCCAGAAAACGGGAAGAGUGGAAGGCCGAACGGCAGAAUGAAAUCCAAGAAGAGCUUGAGGAGGGCAAAGGAUUUGGAGAUAUGAUUAUGGAUCAAAUAUGGGAGGUGUGGAACUGGGGCAAGCCGAAGCAAGACGAGCAUGAUUAG